AUGACUGACCGAUCGUCCAUUGAUGUGGAGGUUGCUCCACGCACUCUGAUUGCGAAGAAAUCUAUGUGGCAGUCGAUCUUCGAGAACCCCAAAGUUCUCUUCAUCGCAUUCUUUGCUUCCUUCGGUGGUUUCGAAUAUGGCUACCAGCAGGGCGUCCUUGGCCAAUCGCUUGUCAUGACCCGAUUCACCGAAAACUUCCCAACCGUCGUCGCAUCAUCUACAGCAACAGGAUGGUUAACCUCAGUUCUCCAAUUGGGUGGUAUUGUCGGUUCCCUGGCUGCCGGUAUCCUUGGCGAGAUCUUCUCUCGCAAAUACACUAUGUUCUUCGCCUGCUGCUGGGUCAUCCUCGGAAGUUACCUCUACGUCGGAGCUACGGCUGGCAACCCAUCCCUCCUGUAUGCAGGACGUUUCUUUACCGGUCUUGGUGUCGGACUUUUUAGUGGCGUCGGCCCGCUCUACAAUGCGGAACUUGCUGCUCCUGAAAUGCGCGGCUUGCUGGUCUCUUUCUACCAGUUUGCCACUAUCCUGGGUAUCAUGAUUUCUUUCUGGGUCGGAUAUGGAAGUAACAAUAUCGGGGGCACUGGUUCGACACAGAGUGAUCUAGCCUGGCGUCUUCCCUCAAUUAUCCAGGGCAUUCCUGCCGUAUUCCUUGCUUGUGGAAUUUGGUUUAUGCCAUUCUCCCCUCGCUGGCUUGUCAAGAAGGGUCGCGAUGAGGAGGCACAAGCUACUCUGGCCUGGAUGAGAAAGUGUCCUGUUGAACAUGAGCUGGUUCAGGUUGAGUACCUUGAGAUUAAAGCUGAGGCGGUUUUCGAAGAACGUGCAUUCGCCAAGGCGUUCCCCAAAUUGGCAGAGCGUGAGCGCAAGAGUGUCUUCAUGAACCAGAUUGCCCAAUACGCCAACUGCUUCCGGUCUAUGGAUAACUUCAAGCGCGUGACUACGGCCUGGUUGAUCAUGUUUUUCCAGCAAUGGAGUGGUAUCGAUGCUAUUAUUUACUACGCGUCUAAUGUAUUCGUCAGCCUUGGCUUGACUGGCGGAACCAUUGCUCUUCUCGCAACCGGUGUUACCGGCGUUGUCUUCAUCAUCAGCACAAUCCCUGGAAUGCUGGUCAUUGACAAAAUUGGUCGCAAGCCCAUGCUUCUUGGUGGAUCCCUUGUGAUGUUCGUCAGUAUGGUGAUUGUCGGAGUCAUCGUGGCGAAAUUCCAGCACGACUGGCCAAACCAUGUGGCGGCUGGUUGGACCGCAGUCGCUCUCAUCUGGCUCUAUAUUGCUGGCUUCGGUGCCACCUGGGGGCCUGUCUCAUGGACCCUUGUUUCGGAAAUUUUCCCACUCUCCAUUCGUGCUAAGGGUGCCUCAAUCGGAGCCUCAAGCAAUUGGAUUAAUAACUUUGCGAUCGCAUUCUUUGUUCCCCCGAUGCUACAGGCUUGGGAGUGGGGCACAUAUAUUUUCUUCGCUGUGUUCCUGGCUGUUGGCAUUGUCUGGGUUUGGUUUUUCCUGCCCGAGACGAAGAAUGCAUCCCUUGAAGAGAUGGAUCGCGUUUUCGGCAGCAACACUGGCGAACGUGAUGCCGAGCUUAUGCGUGAGGCCCAGCGCGAUGUUGGCUUGACCGCGUUUAUUGAGCGCAUGGGUGCUGCUACAGGUCGGGACUUGGAGAAGAAGGAGGGUGCUCAAUACAUUGAGACCCUGUAA
Molecule: messenger RNA, 1686 nt
Organism: Penicillium angulare
Lineage: Eukaryota; Fungi; Ascomycota; Eurotiomycetes; Eurotiales; Aspergillaceae
Product: sugar porter family MFS transporter
Exons: 5
Coding region: 1-1686 (561 amino acids)
Biological process (GO): transmembrane transport; carbohydrate transport
Cellular component (GO): membrane
Molecular function (GO): carbohydrate:proton symporter activity
Source: RefSeq, a predicted model, not a curated record